GGACGAGGACCAGGACCAGGACGAGGACCAGGACCAGGACGAGGACCAGGACCAGGACGAGGACCAGGACCAGGACCAGCAGCCGCACCUCCUCACCUCCACCAGCAGCCGCACCUCCUUCUUCACUCCGUGCUGGUGGGAACAUGGAGCCGCCGGGAGGAGAACCAGAGAUCUGAGCAGACUCUGACCGCCCACGCCAUGUGGUCCAGGAGUCACGUCCUCCUGCACCUCCUCCCGCUCCUCGUCCUGCUCCUCCCACGGUCAGCUGGGGAUCGCAGUACCACAGAUCUCCAGGAGGUGACUCUGGCGGCCAUCUUGCCUCUCACCAACACAGACUACGCGUGGGCGUGGCCACGGGUGGCGCCUGCUCUGCACCAGGCGGUGCGCAGGGUCAACUCUGACCGAUGGCUGCUGCCGGGCCUGAAGCUGCGAUUGGUCAACGGCAGCUCGGAAAACCGCGAGGGUUUCUGCUCCGACUCCAUGGCGCCGCUGGUCGCCGUGGACCUGAAGAUCUCCAGUGACCCCUGGGCCUUCAUCGGCCCCGGGUGUGACUACUCCUCGUCUCCGGUCGCUCGCUUCACCACACACUGGGGGGUUCCCAUGGUGACCGCCGGAGCCCGCGCUAUCGGAUUUGAACUCUACGCAGCGGUCACCAACACCGGCCCCACCCACAGGAAGCUGGGGGAAUUUGGCGCCAAGAUCCAGGAGACGUUCGGUUGGCGACAGCACGCCCUGCUGGUCUUCACCGACAAAAAGGACGCUAACGACGACCGGCCGUGCUACUUCGCCGUGGAGGGUCUGUACACGGUGCUGGGGAAGCACAACAUCUCCAUCAGAGACCAGGUGAUCGACGCCGACGUCAACUACAAGGUGGUGGUCCAGAUGAUCCGGGAGAGCGGCAGAGUGGUGUACCUCUGCUGUCCCAGGGACGUCCUUCGUACUCUGAUGGUCCAGUUCUGGAAGGAAGGCGUGGACCUGAAGGACUACGCCUUCUUCUUCAUUGACCUGUUUGCCGAGGCCUUAAGUGGACCAGGUCCGAGCAGACCCUGGUUCAGAGGAGACCAGGAUGACAGCGCGGCCCGACUGGCCUUCAGGAGUGUGAAGGUGUUGACGUACCUGGAGCCGCGGAGUCCGGAGUAUCGGCAGUUUGUCCAGGACCUGAAGAAAGACGCAAAGGAGAUGUUCAACUUCACCGUCCAGGACUCGCUGUUCAACCUGAUCGCCGGAGGUUUCUACGACGGCGUCCUGCUCUACUCUCACGCUCUGAAUGAGACCCUGAGUGAACAGAGACAAGCCGGACCAGGACCAGGACCAGGACCAGGACCAGGACCAGGACCAGGACCAGGACUGGGUUCAGUCAAAAGGCCUAAAGAAGACCUGGUGACCAGGAGGAUGAGAAGUAGAACAUUCCCGGGAGUGAUGGGUGCUGUGGAGAUGGACAGUCUUGGGGACAGACAGACAGACUUUGCCAUCUGGGACAUGACGGACAUGGACUCCGGAGAGUUCCAGGUGGUGUGUGUGUACAACAGCAGCCUCAAACAGCUGGUUCUGCAGAGUGGGCGGAGCUUCCAGUGGCCAGGUGGAGCGCCACCUCCUGACGUUCCAGAAUGUGGCUUUAAGAACGACAAACCAGCCUGCCUGGCACGGACAGUGUCCAUGCAGCAGCUGGUUGCCAUAGUGAUGUGUUUUGUCUUCAUCAUCAUAGUUACAGUUACAGUUUUUAUCUACAGGAAGUUGAAGCUGGAGAGUGAGCUGGUGGCUCAGCUGUGGAGGGUUUCCUGGGACGACGUCCAAAUGAGUAACCUGGAAAAGGUUCUGAAGAAGACCUGCAGCAGACUCACCAUGUCCUUGAGAGGAUCAAACUAUGGCUCCCUGAUGACCAUGGAGGGAAACUUCCAGAUCUACACCAAGACUGGGUACUACAAGGGGAACCUGGCUGCCAUCAAGUACAUCAAGAAGAAACGCAUCGAACUGACCCGGAACAUUCUGUUUGAGCUGAAACAUAUGAGGGACGUCCAGAACGAACAUCUGACCCGGUUCAUCGGCGCCUGCAUCGAUCCACCCAACAUGUGCAUCAUCACAGAGUACUGCCCCAGAGGCAGCCUGCAGGAUCUGAUGGAGAGCGACAGCAUCACUCUGGAUUGGAUGUUCAGAUACUCACUCAUCAAUGACAUUGUGAAGGGCAUGUCCUUCCUCCACAACAGUGUGAUUGUGUCUCAUGGGAACCUGAAGUCGUCCAACUGUGUGGUGGACAGUCGCUUCGUCCUGAAGAUCACUGACUACGGUCUGCAGAGUCUCCGCGGAGGCAGCACCUCUGAGGACACACACGCUUACUACGCUCGAAAACUGUGGACGUCUCCAGAGCUGCUGAGGACAGAGUGUCCCCCUACUGGUGGGACGCAGAAAGGAGACAUUUACAGCUUCGGCAUCAUCCUGCAGGAAGUGGCUCUGAUGAGAGGAGUCUACUUCCUGGACACGCAGACGCUUACACCCAAAGAGAUUGUCCAGGGGGUGUCUCAGGGAGGAGCCCCGCCCCUCCGCCCCUCCCUGUGUUUCCAUAGUCACAGCGAGGAACUGGGAGUUCUGAUGCAGCGCUGCUGGAGCGAGGAGCCGGGGGAACGACCGGACUUUAACACCAUCAAGAUCCUGCUGAGGAAGCAACACAGAGGUUAUGGCUCCAACAUCCUGGACAACCUUCUGUCUCGUAUGGAGCAGUACGCCAACAACCUGGAGGAGCUGGUGGAGGAGAGAACGCAGGCGUACCACGAAGAGAAACGGAAGGCGGAGGCGCUGCUGUACCAGAUCCUGCCCCAUUCUGUGGCCGAGCAGCUCAAACGCGGUGAAACGGUUCAGGCUGAAGCCUUCGAUUCUGUCACCAUUUACUUCAGUGACAUCGUCGGCUUCACGGCGCUCUCCGCUGAGAGCACGCCUCUGCAGGUGGUGACGUUGCUGAACGAUCUCUACACCUGUUUUGACGCCAUCAUUGACAACUUUGACGUCUACAAGGUGGAAACCAUCGGUGACGCCUACAUGGUGGUGUCGGGCCUGCCGGUGAGGAACGGUAAGCUCCACGGUCGGGAGGUGGCCAGGAUGUCUCUGGCCCUGCUGGACGCCGUCAAGAGCUUCAGGAUCCGACACCGACCCAAUCAGCAGUUGCUGCUGCGCAUCGGCAUUCACAGUGGACCAGUGUGUGCUGGGGUGGUUGGACUAAAGAUGCCCAGGUACUGUCUGUUUGGAGACACAGUCAACACAGCGUCACGCAUGGAGUCCAACGGAGAAGCUCUGAAGAUUCACGUGUCAGAGGCCACGGUUCAGGUUCUACAGGAGUUCAGCAGCUUCAGCCUGGAGCUGCGAGGGGAGAUCCAGGUGAAAGGAAAAGGCUGUAUGAGGACGUACUGGCUGCUGGACGAGGAGAGCAACUGA
This is a messenger RNA of Cynoglossus semilaevis (tongue sole), 3423 nucleotides long. RefSeq names its product natriuretic peptide receptor 1a (gene npr1a). Gene Ontology annotation, biological process: receptor guanylyl cyclase signaling pathway; protein phosphorylation; intracellular signal transduction. Gene Ontology annotation, molecular function: ATP binding; peptide receptor activity; guanylate cyclase activity. Gene Ontology annotation, cellular component: plasma membrane. Bases 199 to 3423 code for a protein of 1074 amino acids. The transcript is spliced from 22 exons. NCBI's taxonomy places the organism in Eukaryota, Metazoa, Chordata, Actinopteri, Pleuronectiformes, Cynoglossidae. The record is from RefSeq and is a predicted model, not a curated record.